Malania oleifera is the source of this 1671-nucleotide messenger RNA. Its product is annotated as AAA-ATPase At3g50940-like. Bases 122 to 1462 code for a protein of 446 amino acids. The transcript has 2 exons. The record is from RefSeq and is a predicted model, not a curated record. Gene Ontology annotation, molecular function: ATP binding; ATP hydrolysis activity. NCBI's taxonomy places the organism in Eukaryota, Viridiplantae, Streptophyta, Magnoliopsida, Santalales, Ximeniaceae.
GUUACAAGGCAUCCAAACCCUGGCCUUAAAUAGUCAUCCUCAAUCUUCAAGUCGCGAUACAUCAACUGAUCAAAACAUCAAACCUCCAUUUUAAAAACUGAACAUAAAAAUAAAAAAAUAAAUGUUUCCAUGCGACAAUGGUCCAUCCUACAGAAACCUUCUGGCUGCGGCGGCCUCCCUAACCGCCUCGGCGGUUCUCCUCCGUAACGUCGUCGAUGACGUCCUCCCCGACCAACUCCGCCAAUACUUCUCCUCUUCCCUUCGAAACUUCUCCAACCGUUUCUCCUCUCACCUCACCGUCGUCGUCGAAGAGUUCGACGGCCUCACCGCCAAUCACAUGUUCGACGCCGCCUACAUCUACUUGGGCUCCAUCGUCUCCCCAUUCACUCGAAGAUUCAAGGUCAAUAAAGCAGAGAAGGAUAAGGACUUGGCGCUCUCCGUCGACAGAAACCAAGAGAUCUUUGACGUUUUCAAUUCCGUGAGAUUCAAAUGGGUUCUUGUGUGCACGCGAGUCGAACCCUCUGUUCCCGACGCGAAACACAAUCGCUAUGCGAUUUCUCGAUCGGAGACCCGAAUCCUCGAGCUAAGCUUUCACAAGAAGCACAAGGAGAUGGUGCUUAAAACCUAUCUGCCGUACAUUCUGCAGAAAGCGAAAGCAAUCAGAGAAGAAAGAAAGGCGGUGAAGCUCCACACCAUUGACUACAACGGAACGGAUUACUGGAGUUCGAUCGAUCUGGACCACCCGGGGACGUUCAAUACCAUAGCGAUGGACCCGGAAAUGAAGAAGGCGCUGAUUGAGGAUCUGGACAGGUUCAAGAGAAGGAAGGAGUAUUAUAGGAGAGUAGGUAGGGCUUGGAAGCGCGGUUACCUGCUGUACGGUCCGCCGGGCACCGGAAAGUCGAGUUUGGUGGCGGCGAUGGCGAACUACCUCAGGUACAGUAUCUACGAUUUGGAUUUGAAGGAGGUUCAGUGCAAUUCGGAUCUGAGAAGGUUGCUGAUCGGCACGGCGAGUCGUUCGAUACUGGUGAUCGAGGACAUCGAUUGUUCUGUUGAUUUGCAGAAUCGAGAUUCGGAGAAAGAAGCGGGAGAUGUCGAAGAUGACAAGGUGACGCUUUCAGGUUUGCUCAAUUUCAUCGAUGGAUUGUGGUCGAGCUGCGGAGACGAGCGUAUCAUAGUGUUUACAACCAACCACAAAGACCGUCUCGACCCGGCACUGCUUCGACCGGGCCGCAUGGAUGUACAUAUUCACAUGUCCUAUUGCACUUUCAGUGGUUUCAUGACUCUUGCCUUCAAUUACCUUGGAGUUGAGGAUCACCCUCUGUUUAAGGAGAUUGAAAAACUGCUGGAGGGGGUUCAAGCGACACCUGCUGAAGUGGCCGGGGAGCUGAUGAAGAGUGACGAUGUUAAUGUUGCACUCCAAACCCUAAUCCAAUUCCUCCAAAACAAAAAAGCUGCUAGUUGACUUGGGCCAAACCAGUAGGAUUUCAGAAGAAGGCAUUAAGAUUAAGGAAAAAGAAAAAAGGAGAGAGAGAGAGAGAGAGAGAGAGAGAGAGAGAGAGUAUUGUCCAUAUGAUUAGACAGAUUUUGGGAUUGAGUUUCAGAAUGUGCAUAUUUAUCAUCUCAUAAUGCAAAUUUAAGUUGCACUAGGCAGGCGCCUAUGUCUUCAGUCAA